Messenger RNA from Pararge aegeria (speckled wood butterfly), 2611 nucleotides. RefSeq names its product golgin subfamily A member 6-like protein 22. The record is from RefSeq and is a predicted model, not a curated record. NCBI's taxonomy places the organism in Eukaryota, Metazoa, Arthropoda, Insecta, Lepidoptera, Nymphalidae. The transcript has 13 exons. The coding region runs from base 38 to 1768 and encodes 576 amino acids.
AAAUUAUUGAUUGCAUGUAGGUUAGAUAGCAGCAAUCAUGCCAAUAGCGAUGUCCAAGGAGGAGUGGGCCCGCCUCUCGCGCUGGGCGGGCGAUCGGGAAGACCCGCAGGUGAUGCGGCGGCGGGAGUGCGUGCAGUACAUGAACAAGAUGAGCCAGCAGAUGACCAAGUCUUGGCCUAAUUCUUUGGAGAACGUGAACAAGCGCAAUGAAGAGUUGCGACGCGCGCGCGUGGCGGCGGCGGAGCAGGCCAACUCACAGUUCUACGCGCGCUACGUGCGGCGCCAUCAGGCGGAGCAGCGCCGGCUCAUGUUCAACGCGCGGGACUCCUUCUUCAAGAACAAGGACGCGCCCAAGCUGUUGCUGAGCGCCGUUAAAGAGACGGUAACACAAAAAGAACGCAAGGAGCAAGUGAAGUUCAACAACGAGCUAAAGCAACAAGCUGCCGAGAAAAAGAAACGUGACGAUGAGGAGGUUUUAAAGAACGCUAAGGAAUGGCACGCAUUGAUGGAACUACGGGAGAAGACGCGGUUCGAGGUCAACAAAAAACAUCAGCUGGAGGUUUUAGAUCAAGCGCACGAAGUAUCUGAACGUAAACGUGCGGAAUAUGAAAUGGAACUGAACAUGCAGAAGAUUGACAAUAUCAAAGCGCAGGAGCAGAUGGAUACGCUGCGAGAAUUCGAUGAGGAAUACAGAAAGAAUGAAAGGGACAACAUCUUUGCCGAUAUGGUUCGCGCCAAACAGGAAGCGGAACAAAGACGUGCGGAGCAAGAAGCCAGAGAGAAGAUGGACGAUCGUCUUAUAGAAGUGCUGCAGCGAUCGCGAGCGCGGAUUGAAAGUAAAAGACGACAGACUGAAAAACAGAUACAAAAGGAGAAACAGGAUGUGCUGGACAAGAUAAGUCAGAGGCUGGAAUCUGGUGACGAGGCUCGCGAUGCUAAAGAACAACAGAUAUUGGACAAGGCUAUCAAAGAAAAGGAAGCUAUAAUGGAUGCUCGUCGCCAGGCCGAGCUUCGUAAGAAGGAGCAGUUCAAACAAGAGCGUAUUGAUAUUAGGAAUCAGUUCCUGGAGCAAGAGAAACAGCGCCUGUAUGAAAUGAAUGUCAUGCACCAGUGGGAGAUCAUGAACAGAUUUAAGAACGAUGAGCUGUAUGCAGAUUAUCAAAAAAAGCUGCGAGAAGAGAAGAAGCAAAAGAUACAGGAGUACCGAGACGACAUUGUUAAACUAUGGCGCGAGCGGGAGGCGUGCGAGGCGCGCGAGCGCGCGGAGACGAGGUGGUUCUAUGGCUCGCUGGCCGAGCGCAAGCUGCGCGCCGCGGACAACAAGCUCCUCGCGCACGGCGCGCUGCUGCUGCAGGAGGCCGCCCGGCACGCGCGCCCCGAUCGCGCGCUCCGGCAAGCGCUUGAUCGUUAUUGCAAGCUAUACCGCUUGUAUCCCAUGCCAGAUCUACCCUCAUCAAUGCAAGAACAUUUCAAGCAGUAUGCUCCACAAGACUUGUCACAACCUGACCCGAACUAUGAGUAUCCAAAGCCUCCUGUUACAUCUAUUGAUGAGGAUUUGGAAGAGGGGAAACGAGUUGGACUGCAGGAUCCUGUGCUAGGCCCCGCCAAACUCCCUGCGCCCUCUAACAAGGAGCCAGAAGACUACAAGAGGGCGGGGCCUGCUAACGGCUUGCAGUGGCGAAACGCUCAGCAUGACCUCACAUUGCCGCCUAUCACUGUGCGACAAUGCGAAACUCUGCAAUGCAACUGCGAAAAGAAGAAGAAAUGAAACCACAGCCUUACAAAAUAAUUGUUUAUUCUCAUCUCAACUUUAGAAUGUUUUGUCUGUUUUACAUGUUUUAUGGCACCAGUAUGUUAUGCGAACCCAGCCAGCUGUAGGCCUAUUUUAUGUCAUAACUGAGAGAUAAAAAAAAUACUGCUUUUAUAUAUGGUAGGGUCACAUAAGUGUUACGAUAAUAUUUUACGUAAAUAAUAGGAAGCAAACACUAUCGAAUAACAAUAAUUAUUGUUUCGAUUGUUUGUUGCUCCUAAAUUAUUUGACAGUUUACAUGUGAAAUUAAGUUUCCCGACCUUUUAAUUUUAAUUCUACAGCUAGUGGGGGCGCAUAUAAGAUUUUUGUGACUAGAGAUAACAAUGUGAUGUAUAUUUAUAUUAACUUUUUUGUACAAAUUUUAUCUUGUAUACAGCAAAAUCGUUGGGAGUGUGAAACUUAAAAUAAAACUUAACAAUUAAUUUUGAACUAAGCCUAGCUUAUUCGAAUCUUUGGUCACAUUGAGUGUAGAUGGUCUGAGCGGUGGAUUAAUUAAAUAUAAGUGCGAGACUACACUAACGACUGGUUUCGACAAAAAAGUCGCGUCACCCAUUUUGGCCGUUUUUCUGACGAUCAAGUCACACACACUCGUAGAUGCAUUUAAUUAAAGUCACACUUGUCAGUUCUUGCAUUAGGUGUCUAAUUUGACGUCACAAAAUAUAAGUUGUGCGUUGUGAUGUAAGUUUGAUGUCAAAGCUCAAACAUUUUGCACGAUGAAGACGAUGUGUGAACCUCACAUCGUAUGGCAAUAAGUAUAAGUUUGUUGGAAAUGAUUUUGGAAAUAAACAAUUUUAGCAAUUU